This is a messenger RNA of Magnolia sinica, 418 nucleotides long. RefSeq names its product putative non-specific lipid-transfer protein 14. Lineage: Eukaryota; Viridiplantae; Streptophyta; Magnoliopsida; Magnoliales; Magnoliaceae. Gene Ontology annotation, molecular function: lipid binding. Gene Ontology annotation, biological process: lipid transport. The record is from RefSeq and is a predicted model, not a curated record. Gene Ontology annotation, cellular component: membrane. The coding region runs from base 22 to 372 and encodes 116 amino acids. The transcript has 2 exons.
AGGGAAAGAUACAUACGUGAAAUGGGAAGUAAGGGAUUUGUGAUAUGUGCGCUGAUGGUGCUAAUGUGCACCAGGUGGGUGAAGGGUAAUGUAGAUUGUAGCACUGUGUCAUCGCUCAUAUCCAACUGCUCCAACUUCAUCUUGUAUGGGAUACCAGAGCCGAUGGUGGGGUCCCCAUGCUGCAAUGCAGUGGUGAGCUUGAACAGCAUUGCGGAUUCGCCAGAUGAUCGACGGUCCGUUUGUAGGUGCUUGAUGGGCCUCAUCACAACGUACAAUCCAAAUUCAACGGCUAUAGCUACUUUGCCUGGCUUCUGUGGCAUCUCUCUUGGAUUCACCAUAGACCCCAACACAGACUGCAAUUCCAUUCCUUGAUUGGGUAUUACGAAGAGAGAUAAAGGGUUUGAGAAAUAGACAGAGA